This is a messenger RNA of Hyaena hyaena (striped hyena), 1595 nucleotides long. RefSeq names its product membrane spanning 4-domains A15 (gene MS4A15). The transcript has 6 exons. Bases 1 to 729 code for a protein of 242 amino acids. Gene Ontology annotation, biological process: cell surface receptor signaling pathway. Gene Ontology annotation, cellular component: plasma membrane. The record is from RefSeq and is a predicted model, not a curated record. NCBI's taxonomy places the organism in Eukaryota, Metazoa, Chordata, Mammalia, Carnivora, Hyaenidae.
AUGUCCGCAGCUCCCGCCAGCAAUGGGGUGUUCGUCGUCAUCCCGCCCAGCGGCGCCGGGGGCCUCCGCCCGCCUCCGGCCGUGCUGCCCCCCUCCAUGUGCCAGCCUCCCGGGGUGAUGCAGUUUGAGGAGCCGCCGCUGGGCGCGCAGACGCCAAGGGCCACCCAGCCGCCUGACCUGCGGCCGGUGGAGACAUUCCUGACCGGAGAGCCCAAAGCUUUAGGGACGGUCCAGAUCCUCAUCGGCCUCAUCCACCUGGGCUUCGGCAGCGUGCUGCUCAUGGUCCGCCGCGGCCACGUGGGGAUGCUCUUCAUCGAAGGCGGCGUCCCCUUCUGGGGAGGAGCCUGCUUCGUCAUCUCGGGAUCCCUCUCCGUGGCGGCCGAGAAGAGCCACACCAGCUGCCUCGUGAGGAGCAGCCUGGGAACAAACAUUCUCAGUGCCACGGCGGCCUUUGCGGGGACAGCCAUUCUGCUCAUGGAUUUCGGUGUCACUAACUGGGAUGUGGGCAGGGGCUAUCUGGCCGUGCUCACCAUCUUCACCAUCCUGGAGUUCUUCGUUGCGGUCAUUGCUACCCACUUUGGGUGCCAAGCCACCCGCGCUCAAGCCAACACGCCUGUGAUUUUCCUGCCCAACGCCUUCAGCGCUGACUUCAACAUCCCCAGCCCCGCCGCCUCUCCGCCCCCGGCCUAUGACAAUGUGGCAUAUGUGCCCAAGGAGUCAUCCGAGUAGAGGUCACUCCGCCGGUUGGAGUCCAGCCUGUCCCUUGGGGCCCAGCCUUCCCCCACCCCCACCGCGUUAAUCUGGGGCAGCCCAUCCCCCACCCCACAAUCACAUAUGGGGGCACCCAGGUGAAGUGUUCCCCGGGGACAUCUGUCCCACACAUCUCCCUCAGUGGCUCCUUUCCUAGAAGAGCUAGUUGAUGUCAAGGGUGAGUGUCCCCUCCGCUCCCUGGGCCCUGUCGGCCUUCUGGGACUGUCCCCAUGAGCUGCUCUGCAUUUCUCUCUGUCCACUCCGGGGAAACCCUGGCCUCACUGGCAGACACGGUCAAGGCUGUCCUCAGGCCUUGGGAAGACCAUUAAGCUCAGGAACCCAGAAUCCUCCAGAAGAGUAUUGAGUCCAAGUGCUGAGGCCACCCAGCUGGCCGUGGCCCGACCUUGGGUCUCCAGGCCCCAGGACCAGCUCUCUGCUUUGUAAUCAUGGCAAUGUCAUGGAUCUCAGUUUUCCCACCUGGAAACCAAAGCAUUGACUAGAUGGCAUUGAGGGCCCUUCCCAGCGCUCCCCGAAGUCCUGGUCUAAGUCAGGCAGUGUCUCCCCAGGUCCCUGGAAAGGAUCAUUUUCCUUAUCUAUUCAACGGAGUUGGGUUGGGGAGGAUGGAGGAGAGGGCUAAAGCCAGCCCAGUGCACCCCAGUCAGCACCCACAGGUGCACAGCCAUGGCGGCCCUUCCCCGCUGGGGACCAGAGAUGCCCGACGGUCACUGUGAGCUGGGCUGGGUCUGGGGCAAAGGACACACCCUUACCAGAGGUCAGAGGUCCUGGCAGAUGGCUCGUCUCAUCCAUACCACAGAGGGAAAUAAACAGUGUGGCUUGCAUUUUGA